AUGACACAGAACAGCAAUAGUUCGAGUUGGCGCUCUUUUCGUCCCUUUCGGCGCCGAACCCGUCAGCUUACCUCCAUUGCCUCCACAGCUAAUGAUGCCACGGCUGCCACUACAAAUACCCCAAAAAGGACAAGCAUGGGUUCAAUGACCGCCCAGUCAACUUCUCCAUUUAUGGACAAAGAAGCUUCCGUCUCCGCUGGUCCUGAACUUUCUGCUGUGAAUGGAUCACGUGCAACGGAAAACACAGAUAAAGGUGCAGGCAUAUUUCCAGAGGAAUCAGCCCCUACUUCUCAUUCUGUAACCUACUCUCCUUAUCGGCGUCGUAGUACUCUCAACUACGGACUAACUGGCGAGUUGCGAGUUACUCGAGAGUUUCAGCGGCACCUCAGCGCUCUCGACGCUGCCUUCGACAAUAUGGUUAUCCAGGCAAACCACGCGCUCGGAUUGAUAGGCGAUAUUUUGGCACAUUCUGAUGGUGAAACUGGCAAGCAAGCUGUCACUGUCUCCCAUGAUUCACUGUCCGGCCUUCAGUCCUCUAUUGACGCACUUGUGGAGGCGUGUCAAAAGACCAUGGCAGCCUGGACUACCUCCAUGGAGUGGUUUCAUCGGCGACUUGCCUCAGAGUACGACAAAGGUUCACGCUUGGAGCGCACAAUCGAACAACUGGCUAAGCAGCACAGGGCACUCGAGAUGCAGCUCUACUCCAGCUACGCGUCUCUCGGUAGCAACCGACUGAAUUCCCCUCUCCCCACUGAUCACUCAUUUUAUCGUGAUGCUGCCCGACGUAUGCAUUCGUGUAGUAGCAUGGACGAGGUGUUCUACGACGCCGAGAGCUGCAUCUUCCAAUCUCCGGGUCGAUCGGAUGGCUCUGGCGACUGCGGCGACAGCGAUACAAUGUUGCAGCCGUCAUGUGCUUCGCUCGGAAGCCUCAAGAAUGUAGACGAAUCUUCAGGCAGCGAGGAGGACGAUGUGGUCGCGGCAACUUCUAAAGAGGGUUUAUUCACCAUGCCUAGUGGUCGCCCUUCCUUCACUGCCGGACCUCCUACUCCUACUACCGCGCAGGCUGCUCACACAUGUCAUCUUGUUCUGUGUCCCGGUCCCCAUGUCACGGAACUCCAGCGCAUCACCCAGGCUAGCUCUAAUGGCAUUGUUGAAGCUGUCAACGACCCAGAUGAAAAACAACAAGACAAUAACGUCGUGAGUGGCAAAGUGACAAGUAAGGAAGUAGCGUCUUCAUCCCAAGCUGGUCAGGUUGACAAUGCCAGUGUGGCUCCCAGAACGUCUACUCGCCAACGUCGAACCUCAAUCCCUCCUCGUCCACGCAUCUCUCUGAAUCUCUGGGGUGUUCUAAAGAACUGCAUCGGUAAAGAGCUUUCUCGGAUUCCUCUUCCGGUAAGCCUAGCGACUGUUUCAAAGUUCCGUUCUGAGUCUCAUUUACUUUCUCGGAUACCUUUUAGAUCAGAGAUAAUGUAG
Molecule: messenger RNA, 1473 nt
Organism: Mesocestoides corti
Lineage: Eukaryota; Metazoa; Platyhelminthes; Cestoda; Cyclophyllidea; Mesocestoididae
Source: the annotation of a GenBank genome assembly